Molecule: messenger RNA, 403 nt
Organism: Camellia sinensis
Lineage: Eukaryota; Viridiplantae; Streptophyta; Magnoliopsida; Ericales; Theaceae
Source: RefSeq, a predicted model, not a curated record
CUAAAAAUAGAUUUUGAACAAAAAGCUAUCAGUGCGCUGAGGACAGUCGUUCUCUUGUGAGUCCUCAUCAGCAAUGGCGGCUUCUCUGCAACUCACUGUGAAACCCUUCAAAACCCAUCAUUUCCAUUCCAAAUCUUUAUCCAAACACGCCCCUAAAUUCGCUACGAUCCGCUGCUCCGCCACCUCACCCUCAAGGCGCUACUCCAUCACUCUUCUUGCCGGCGAUGGCAUCGGCCCCGAAGUCAUCUCCGUUGCCAAGAACGCCCUCCAGCUCGCUGGCUCUCUCGAAGGGAUUGAAUUUGGCUUCAAGGAGAUGCCUGUGGGUGGGGCUGCCUUGGAUUUGACUGGAGUUCCCAGUUUACUAUGUAGAAACAAUUUCAACUUCUUAUUUGUGAAGUAUUAA